This is a messenger RNA of Nerophis ophidion (straightnose pipefish), 2487 nucleotides long. Its product is annotated as homeobox protein Hox-B6a-like. Gene Ontology annotation, biological process: anterior/posterior pattern specification; regulation of transcription by RNA polymerase II. The record is from RefSeq and is a predicted model, not a curated record. Gene Ontology annotation, molecular function: RNA polymerase II cis-regulatory region sequence-specific DNA binding; DNA-binding transcription factor activity, RNA polymerase II-specific. Lineage: Eukaryota; Metazoa; Chordata; Actinopteri; Syngnathiformes; Syngnathidae. Gene Ontology annotation, cellular component: nucleus.
CGUCAGCCCGGUACUCUUCCUCCUCUUCAUCCUCCUCCUCCCCCUCCUCCUCCUACCGGUGCGUCUCCGCGCGUCAUUGUCGUGUCGGUGCUCGCUUGCCGCGCACACUUUCCCGCCCGCACGUCCUCAUGAGUUCCUACUUCGUCAACUCCUCCUUCCCGGUCGGCGGCGCGCAGGCGGCCGAGUCCUUCCUGGGCCAGAUCCCGCUCUACUCCCCGGGUUACGCCGCCGACCACCCGCUCCGACACUACCCAGGAGCCGCGGCCGUCACGGCGGCGGCCGUCACCGCGGCGGCGGCGUACAGCGCGAGCGGCGGCGUCGGCGGCGCGCAGGAGAAGGCAUACUCGGCGACGUCGGGGUAUUACCAAGCGGCGACGGGCGCGGCGUACGGCGGGCACGGACCCCCCGCCGCCGGCGCCUGCGACUACGCUGCUGCUGCGGCGGCGGCGGCGGCGGGCUUCUACCGGGACUCCGCGUGCAGUCUGGACGAACUUCGCUGUCUGAGCCACGAGCGGAAAGACUGCAAGGGAAUGUUCGAGCCCGGGGACGACAAGCACGGCGGAGCGGCGCACAUUUACCCGUGGAUGCAGCGGAUGAACGCGUGUAACGGCGCGUUCGGCAGUCCUGGGAGACGCGGGCGUCAGACGUACACCCGGUACCAGACCUUGGAGCUGGAGAAGGAGUUCCACUUCAACCGCUACCUGACGCGGCGGCGGCGGAUCGAGAUCGCUCACGCACUUUGCCUGACCGAGCGCCAAAUCAAGAUCUGGUUUCAGAACCGAAGGAUGAAGUGGAAGAAGGAGAACAAACUGAUCAACUCUUCCUCCUCCUCCUCCUCAUCCUCCUCCUCCUCCUCGUCUUCUUCCUCCACGGCAAACGGCACAGAGGACGAGGACAAACGGACGCAGUGAGGAAGGUUUUGUCCUUGGAAAGAAAGAACAAAGACGUUUUGGAAAAAAGUAAAGAAAGGCGUCACAUGACCUUGUGAGACGGGACCAAAACAAAACAAAAUGGAUGCUUCUUCACCUGCUCCUCACAUGGACCUUUUUUCUGAAUGUUGGAGCGUUAAAAAGUGCUACGUCAGCGUUUGGAUGUUUUUGUCUUUGUUUUGUUUUGUUUUUUUACUUACACAACACAAGCAAUUAGGUGAAAAACAAUUAACGUUGUUUUCCUUGUAAAUUAUUUUCAAUCCUCCUCUGAUUGGACAAAAAUGAACUGAACUUCCAGUCAUUAUUUAAACUUUUAUUAGAAUCAAUGUGCAUUUGAAAAGAUCUCCAUGGUAGAGACUAGUGGACAUUUCAAGUAUUGUACAUGAAUUGUUGUUAAUGUUUGUGUUCUUUGGCACUCGUAUCCAAGUGCAGAGUUCCCUCGUCGCUAGGCGGAUGCUACAUUCUCUGGCAGAUUUUAAAGAACCAUCGAGUACAUGCUAAAAUACCCACAGACGUGUUUAUGUUCAUGAUGUAGGGUCUAGAGCGUGUUUUGAAUGUGUGUAAAGUGUUUUUAUAAAGACUUUAAAUUAAUAUGAUGUUCAUAGGAAAUAUAAAGUAAAUACGCGUCCGUUAGCAUGAUAACUUUUUGUAGCUAAUUUCACACUUUUUUUUUGUUGCCAAUUUUGUAGCUGUAGACCUUAAGGUCACAUAACUUGGUAUGUGACACAAGCUAACUGUUAGCAUGCUAACUUUUAAAAAGCAAAUUGACCCUUUUUCUAUGUUAAUUUUGCAGCUGUAGACCUUACGGUCACAUAACUUGGUAUGUGACACAAGCUAACUGUUAGCAUGCUAACUUUUAAAAAGCAAUUUUACCCUUUUUUUUUUUCCCUAAUUUUGCAGCCGGAAACCUUACGGUCACACAACUUGGUAAGUGACACAAGCCAACUGGUAGCAUGCUACUUUAAUUUUUCAGCACUUUUUUUUGUCCGCUAAGUCGGUAUUUGACACAAGCUUACUGUUAGCGUGCUAAACAAAUUUCAAAGCUUAUUUCACAAAUUUGUUUGGUAAUUUUACAGCCUUACACCUUGCAGUCACACUCGCUAAUUCCCAGGCCAUAUACCUUACAUUCAUAUAACCUGGUAUGUGACACAAACUAACUGUUAGCAUGCUACUUUAAUUUUUAGCUAAUUUCACGCUUUUUCUCACUAACCUUUUUUUUGCAAAUUUUGGUGCCAUAGACCUUACAGUCAUAUAACUCAGUAUGUGACCCAUGCUAACUGUUAGCAUGAUAGCUUGUAAAAACUCUGCGAUAGCCGAGGGAACACUGUAGCCAUGUAGAAAUAAUCAGGGUGAUGAUUUUGUAUGGGAAACUUUCCAAUGUGAGCUAACUAACAAGCUGGUGUGAUUCCUUAAACUACCUACAACUCACAGCAAUGCGUCUGCAAGUUGAAAAAAUAUUUUUUGUCAAGUGUCCACAUUUUGUCAAGUACUUCUACUGUACAUAAAUACUACCUACUGUAUAUGUCCAAUAAAGUGCAAAACAAUCUAGUGCAAUAAA